AUCUUAUCUGGUCCAUCAGGUCCUCCAGUUACUUCUAUACCAAGCCAGAACUCUGAACUGGUUCUUACCCCAAAUGUACCUGAUAUUAUGGUUGUCCCACCGGAAGAUGAUCACCUUUGCCAUGUUAUUGAUACCAUGUCUCUGUAUGUUCUCGAUGGAGGCUGUGCUUUUGAGCAGGCCAUAAUGGAGCGAGGCCGUGGGAAUUCUCUCUUCAACUUCUUAUUUGAGCUUGGCUCCAAGGAGCAUACAUAUUAUGUUUGGAGACUUUAUUCUUUUGCUCAGGGGGAUACUCUUCAACGCUGGCGCACAGAACCUUUUAUCAUGAUAAGUGGUAGUGGAAGGUGGAUACCACCUCCUCUGCCUACAUCAAAAGGAGACGAGAAUGAAAGGGAAUUGGGGACUGCAUAUGCUACUGGAAAAAGCAGGCGUGUAGAAGUAGAAAGGACAUUAACUGAUGCACAGAGAGAUGAAUUUGAAGAUAUGCUACGUUCAUUGACUCUUGAAAGAAGUCAGAUAAGAGAAGCAAUGGGUUUUGCUCUAGACAAUGCUGAUGCUGCUGGAGAGGUAGUUGAAGUUCUAACAGAGUCUUUGACGCUUAAAGAAACUCCAAUACCAACAAAAGUUGCCCGGCUUAUGCUUGUCUCAGAUAUUCUCCACAAUAGUAGUGCUCCUAUUAAGAAUGCAUCAGCAUAUCGCACUAAAUUUGAAGCCACUUUACCAGACAUAAUGGAAAGUUUCAAUGACUUGUAUCGUAGUAUUACAGGAAGGAUUACUGCUGAGGCCCUCAAAGAGAGAGUUCUGAAAGUUCUUCAAGUGUGGGCUGAUUGGUUUUUAUUUUCCGAUGCUUAUGUCAAUGGUUUACGGGCAACUUUUCUUCGAUCUGGGAACUCCGGUGUCAUCCUCUUUCAUUCUCUUGGUGGUGAUGCCCCUGAACUAGAACAAACGAUCAGCACUAAAACUGCCCUGGAUGGUGACAAGGUUAACCAAGAUGCUGCACUGGCAAUUGGGAAAGGAGCUGCCAUGAAAGAGCUACUGAGUCUUCCGCUUCCGGAGUUAGAAAGACGAUGCAGGCACAAUGGUUUGUCUCUCAUAGGUGGUAGGGAAAUGAUGGUUUCUCGGUUACUUUACCUUGAGGAAGCAGAGAAACAGAGAGGAUAUGAACUGGAUGAUGAUCUAAAACAUGUAAACCGUCCAAAUUCUGACAGAUACCCUAGUAGCCAAAAAGAGACCAAUAAUAAGUUGGAUCAGAUGGCUUCAGGCUGGAAUAGUUAUGUGAAUGACGACAAACAACUCGAAGGCAAAGUCUCUAUGUCGUCGGUUCCCUCAAAUUCUAGUCCACAGUUUGAUUCAAAUGACUUAUUUGAUGAGGGUAAAAAUGGGUCUAUUUUGCCAGCCUCUAAAUGGGCCAGGGAGGAUAAUGAUAGUGAUGAUGAACAAAAGAGAGAUAUGAGAGACCUGGGGCUGACAUAUUCAUCUUCUGGAAGUGAAAAUGCUGGAGAUGGCAUUGGUAAGAUUGAGGAGAUGGGACUUACAACUGACACGAGCAAUUCAACACAUCUAGAAAGUGGAAUGACUGAAGAACAGAGACAAAAGUUGAGGCGCCUUGAGGUUGCUUUGAUUGAAUAUCGCGAAUCUCUUGAAGAGCGAGGGAUAAAUAAUCCAGAUGAAAUAGAAAAGAAAGUUGAAAUCCAUCGGCAACGGCUUCAAUCUGAAUAUGGUUUAGCAAAUUUCAGUCAAGAUGUUUCAAGAAAGACGAGUAAGUUAACUUCAGAGAGGAGGGAUAAGAGAGAGGAUCCCCGGGAAACUUCAAGGAAACGUCAUCGAAGCAGAAGUGGAAGUGAAAGCCCUCAGAGGAAAUCUUCCAGCAGAGACAGGGAAAAUGAUGUGAACAGAGACAAGGAAAAACGACGAGAGAGGGAAAGGGUUCACGAUGUAGAAAGUGAAAAACAGAGAGACAGUGGACGGGAGAGUAAGAGAGGAAGCAGGGAGAGGGAUGACGAUAGUAGAGACAGAUCCAGGGAGAGAAGACGAGUCAGAUGAAUACAUUGUGCUGUUACUGUAUCUUGAUUGAUGGUAAUCGUGUUUGCUCGCCUUUCAUUUUGUAGAAAUAUCUUUAGUUUGCUAAUCUUAUUUUCUAGGCAUCUAAGGUUCAUAGUGAAAAUCCGUAAUGUGAAGCUGUUUGGCCAAUGGAAGGGACCUGUAGACUGCAUUAUGUUCCGGAAAAGAUGCAUCACUUGAAGAACGUCUCAUGUUUGUAUUUCCAAGUAGGACCUUGAACAGUAGAUUUUGCUCUUGUAUGUAGCCUUUUUUAUCUAAAUUUUAGAAAAUCGUUUGGAUUUCCUAUUGAAGAUUUGCA
Nicotiana tabacum (common tobacco) is the source of this 2356-nucleotide messenger RNA. Lineage: Eukaryota; Viridiplantae; Streptophyta; Magnoliopsida; Solanales; Solanaceae. The record is from RefSeq and is a predicted model, not a curated record.